Messenger RNA from Naegleria gruberi, 1692 nucleotides. RefSeq lists its product as uncharacterized. The record is from RefSeq and is a predicted model, not a curated record. Gene Ontology annotation, molecular function: nucleoside transmembrane transporter activity. Gene Ontology annotation, cellular component: plasma membrane. Bases 1 to 1692 code for a protein of 563 amino acids. The transcript has a single exon. Gene Ontology annotation, biological process: nucleoside transmembrane transport. NCBI's taxonomy places the organism in Eukaryota, Heterolobosea, Eutetramitea, Acrasida, Naegleriidae.
AUGAUUUCGUCUGUGCCUCCUCCACAACCUUCUGCAACGGUUGCUGUUGAGGAUCUCCAUCAUCAGCCUAGGACCAAAUUUACUAACCAGGGCAAUAAUGAAUUGCCUCAUCAUCAUCAUCAGCAUGAUGGUAUGGUGGAUGAUGAAGAGGAGAGUGUUAUGAUUCGUUAUCAUGAUCGUCAGAAUAAUUUUGGAAUUUCUGGUAAAUUAAUUCAUGAUCGAGAUGAUGAUCAGCAGGGUGUUGGUGGUUCCGAUCAUAUGAAGAACAAUAUCGAAUUUCAAAAUGUUGAAUUAUCUUCAAAUAAUAAUGGAAAAGUAAUAAUGGAGAGGAAGGAGAAGGAAAUAUUGAGUGAUCAUGGAAAUAGAAUUGAUAGUCAACAACAGGAAGUGGUAAAUAAUUCAUCAUUGGAACCAAAAGACAAAUAUCACAUGAUUACAAUAAUAUUCUUCAUUCAGGGAAUGGGUGAAUUAUUUCCAUGGAAUGCAAUGUUAUCAGCUGUGGAUUACUUGUUGGCUCUUUAUUCUGAACAAAAAGUCAUGUUGUGGAUGACAUCUGUAUAUAGUUUGAUUACUUUAGUGACAUUGUUGCUAUUGAUUAAGUUUGGAACUCAUAUUAGGUACAGAUAUAGGAUUUAUAUACCUUAUGUAAUAUUGAUUGGAUUAUUGAUUGCUGUUCCAUUACUUUAUGUGAUUAUUGGAAAUAGAUUGGCUGAAUUUAUUAUUCUAAUGGCGAUUGUCUCAGUAAUGGCUGUUUGCACAGGAUCUAUUCAGUCUUCAGUUUAUGGAAUUUCCAGCAAGUUACCUCAUCACUAUAUGAAUACGGUAGUGUCUGGAAGUGCUUUUGCUGGUCUAUUUAUUAGCUUAUUGAGGAUUUUAACAAAGGUUACCAUAGAGAGUGGGUAUGAGGAAGUUCCUAUUGAGAUAUUAUCAACCUCAACAAUUAUUUACUUUUCGUUUUGUGCAGCUCUCAACGUGGUUUGCAUUGCUACCUUUAUCAUUUUGGAAAGGUCACCAUUUGUUCAAUAUUAUUUGAAUCAGAAAGUGGAAGAUCAAGCUGAUGCUAAUAGAGAUCAUGCUGAAAUUACAUCAAUUAAGAACAUUUUGACAAAUAUUUUCAAGAAUGUUUGGAUUAAUUGCUUGACUAUAUUCUUGAACUUUUUCGUAUCAUUAACAAUUUUCCCAGGCCUUUCAAGUGCCAUUCCAUCCAUUUAUGUUGGAACCUCUAUGGAAACAUGGUUGCCAAUUUGGUCAAAUUUGACAUUUCAAAUCUAUGAUUUUCUUGGAAGAAUUGCAUAUUAUUGGAUUGAUAUAUUACCAUCUGGAAAAUUCAUCCCGAUUGAGUCACUUCCACCAACAACUUCCAAAUACGAAUUAUUUAAAAGAAAAUUGAGAGUUUCUACUCAAGAGAUAAUACUUCUCGUUUUGGUUUUGAUGAGAUUUAUCUUGAUACCUUUAUUUAUAUUUUGCUUGAAUCCAAUGCUUUUUAAACAUGAUGCAAUUCCAUUGAUAUUCAUGUUUGUCAUGUCAUUGUCAAAUGGUUAUUUCAACAGCAUACUCAUGUCGAGUGCUCCUAAGAAAUUUGUAAAUUUACAUGAGAAGGAAAUCACAGCAACAACAAUGACAUUCUUUUUAUUGUUGGGAAUUUCUGUGGGCUCAAAUUUUGGUCUAAUUUUAGGAUUAAUACUGCUUUAA